Aphis gossypii (cotton aphid) is the source of this 573-nucleotide messenger RNA. RefSeq lists its product as uncharacterized. Gene Ontology annotation, molecular function: DNA helicase activity. The coding region runs from base 1 to 573 and encodes 190 amino acids. Gene Ontology annotation, biological process: telomere maintenance; DNA repair. Lineage: Eukaryota; Metazoa; Arthropoda; Insecta; Hemiptera; Aphididae. The transcript has a single exon. The record is from RefSeq and is a predicted model, not a curated record.
AUGGUUGGCAUAAAAACACUGGGAUACAUUGAUCAACGAUUGAGGUCUAUAUUAAGAAUAAAUAAACCGUUUGGGGACAUAAAUGUAAUAGUGUUUGGCGAUUUCUUUCAAUUAGCACCGGUAUUAGCAACACCAUUGUACGAUAGUUUUGAAGAAAUAUUGUCUAAAUUUCCAAGUGCUGUAGAAAUGUUAUCGAUUAAAUCUAUUUGGGAAACAUUCAAGUUUUAUGAGUUGACUGAAAUAAUGCGCCAAAAAGAUGACAAACAAUUUGCAAUGAUGUUAACAAAGUUGGCCAGAGGACAGUUGGAGGAAGCUGAUGUAAAAUAUUUCCAAAAUCUUAUAACCCACCUAGACAUUACUUUUCAACCACAAGUAAUGCAUCUUUGGGCUACUAAUAACGAAGUCGACGAAAUGAACAGGAGAGUGCUUAACUCUAUGAAUCGAGUUAGUUUCAUAUCCGAAGCCAUUGAUACGUCUGCGAAACGAUCGGAUAUUGAAUCUGCCAAGAAACUGCCACGACAAAACACUACGGGUUUAGCUUUAAGGUUAGUUUUAAAAGAAACAGCUAAAUAA